UAAAGCAUAAAAGGGGAAACACAACCUGUGUUUUUUUGUGUAGUUCCACUACUUGAGGAGACCAACAAUCUUCCAAAUACAAAAGAAAAAAACAAACAAAGAUUCUAAAAAGAUGGCAGAAGAAUCUUUAUUAUUACAAUCUCCAAAUGCUUCUCCUAGUAAAUCCUCUUCACUUCUGUCUGAAAUAUCAAAUGCUUCGACGAGACCUUUAAUUUUUGCCUUCACUGCCAUUUCUUGUGGUGCCUACACUUUUGGUUGCAUUGUCGGAUAUACGGCUCCUACACAGACAAGUAUCAUAAAAGACUUGAAUCUAUCCAUAGCUGAUUUUUCAUUUUUUGGAUCGAUAUUGACGGUGGGACUAAUCCUUGGAGCAUUAAUCUGUGGGAAAUUAACAGAUUUGGUUGGUCGUGUCUACACAAUAUGGAUCACUAACAUCCUCUUCGUAAUCGGCUGGCUUGCUAUUGCAUUUGCCAAGGAUGUUUGGCUGCUCGAUGUUGGAAGGUUAUUGCAAGGGGUUUCGGUGGGAAUUUUCUCGUAUUUGGGGCCUUUUUACAUCAGCGAGAUAGCACCAAAAAACCUGAGAGGAGCUGCUUCUUCCUUUGUGCAGUUAUUCACAGGUGUUGGUCUAUCGGUUAUUUAUGCACUUGGAACAGUCGUUGAUUGGCGCAAAUUAGCCAUUUUGGGAUCUAUACCUUCUCUAAUGGUUGUGCCUCUUCUUUUCUUUGUCCCAGAAUCUCCUAGAUGGCUAGCUAAAGUGGAAAGGGAGAAGGAGGUUGAGGCAGUUUUGUUAAGCCUGCGAGGAGCAAAAUCUGAUGUAUCGGAAGAAGCAAAAGAGAUAUUAGAAUAUACACAACAUGUUGAAGAACAACAAGACGUCGAUGGCCGUCGUUUCUUCAAGUUGUUCCAGCGAAAAUACGUGUUGCCACUUACUAUUGGAGUUGUUCUUAUAUCUGUGCCUCAGCUUGGAGGUCUAAAUGGUUAUACUUUUUACACCGAUACCAUUUUCACUUCUACCGGUGUAUCAAGUGACGUUGGAUUCAUAUUGACAUCUAUUGUUCAGAUAUCUGGAGGCAUUUUAGGAGCUGUGCUAGUGGAUUUAUCUGGAAGACGUUCUAUCCUAUUGGUUUCUCAAGCUGGAAUGUUCUUGGGUUGUCUUGCCACAGCCAUUUCAUUCCUCUUGCAGAAGAACAAUUGCUGGGAAAAUGGAACACCAAUAUUGGCUCUCAGUAGUGUUAUGGUGUAUUUUGGAUCAUACGGAUUAGGCAUGGGAUCGAUACCAUGGACGAUAGCAUCAGAGAUUUAUCCAGUUGACGUGAAAGGAGCAGCAGGAACGGUUUGUAACUUGGUCAGCUCUAUAAGCUCAUGGCUCGUUGCUUAUUCCUUCAGUUUCUUGCUUCAGUGGAGCUCCACAGGAACAUUUGUGAUAUUUGCGGCAGUGAUUUGCAUUGGAUAUGUGUUCACUGCCAAGCUUGUUCCAGAGACCAAAGGCAAAUCUUUAGAAGAAAUUCAAUCUCUUUUCACUGAUUCUCAUCCUCAAGAUUCUACAGUUUUCUAAAACAAGGAAGAAAGAAAAUUUAAGAUACUACCUCUAAACUUUGAGACCUCAAGACGCAAGCUAUUAGCUAUACUAUAUAUAUUAGACAACAAAAGUGGUUCCUUGAUAUGCUGUUUACUAUAUAUUGGGUCAUGUGCUCAUAUAAUUAUGUUAAAUAUUCCCAUAAAUUAAGUGCUUUGUUGUUGUAUAUUGCGAUCUCGAAAGUGAUCUCCGGUUAUGUUUACUACAUUAACAUCAGUUAAGGC
This is a messenger RNA of Camelina sativa (false flax), 1800 nucleotides long. The record is from RefSeq and is a predicted model, not a curated record. Lineage: Eukaryota; Viridiplantae; Streptophyta; Magnoliopsida; Brassicales; Brassicaceae.